AGUUCCUGCAUACAGAAAAUGCAAGGCUUGAAUGAAAUCCAACGAGCCCGUGAAGACCAAAUUGGUAAACCCCGUUUAAGCAAAGGGAAGAAGCUGGGCUCGCGACGUUACGUAUUCGCCAUUUUGAAUCACCGUGUGCAAAGAAGCCCACCUAAGCUGCACCGGCGUUAUCCGAAUAAAAUUUUAAAUACCUCUAAAACGGCGGAUCUGCUUCUUGCGCCAAGUUUAAAUUUGCAUGAUGUCCGAAGACAUGGCCACGGAUCAGGUGAACGGGAACGGAACGGAGGAGCCGAUGGACACCACGUUAACAGCGACUCGCUCCGAGCAUUUCCAAGCUCUGCUGGAAGCUGGUUUAGCUCAGAAGGUGGCCGAGAAGCUCGAUAACCUUUAUGUAGCAGGCCUGGUAGCACACAGUGACCUUGAUGAGAGAGCUAUUGAAGCUUUGAAAGAAUUCAAUGAAGAAGCUGCGCUGCAAGUGCUGGUCCAGUUUAAAGAGAGCGACCUGUCACAUGUACAAAAUAAAAGUGCCUUUCUUUGUGGGGUGAUGAAGACUUACAGGCAACGAGAGAAACAAGGGACUAAAGUUUCUCGUACUUCCAAAGGACCAGACGAGGCUAAAAUCAAAGAGCUCCUGGACAGAACCAAAUACACACUUGAUGUUACAACGGGUCAGCGAAAGUACGGCGGACCGCCGCCAGAGUCUGUGUACUCGGGUCCCCAGCCGACUGUAGGAACUGAGAUCUUUGUUGGGAAGAUUCCCAGGGACUUGUUUGAAGAUGAGCUGGUUCCUCUCUUUGAGAAAGCUGGAUCUAUCUGGGACCUCAGGCUCAUGAUGGACCCCCUGAGCAGCCUUAACAGGGGUUAUGCUUUUGUUACCUUCUGUGCUAAAGAAGCAGCACAAGAGGCGGUCAAACUGUGUAAUAACUACGAGAUCCGCCCUGGAAAACACAUCGGAGCGUGUAUAUCCGUCGCCAACAACCGACUGUUCGUUGGCUCCAUUCCCAAAAGUAAAACAAAGGAGCAGAUUGUGGAAGAGUUUUCUAAAGUCACAGACGGCCUGAACGACGUCAUUCUGUACCAUCAGCCUGAUGACAAGAAGAAGAACCGAGGCUUUUGCUUCCUGGAGUUUGAAGACCAUAAAACCGCCGCUCAGGCGCGGCGCAGGCUGAUGAGCGGGAAGGUCAAGGUCUGGGGCAUCCUGGUGACGGUGGAGUGGGCCGACCCCAUCGAGGAUCCUGACCCAGAGGUCAUGGCUAAGGUGAAGGUUUUAUUCGUGAGGAAUCUGGCCAACAGCGUGACGGAGGAAAUUCUUGAGAAGGCCUUCAGCGCGUUUGGAAAACUGGAGCGAGUGAAGAAGCUGAAAGACUACGCCUUCGUUCACUUUGAGGAGAGAGAAGGUGCAGUGAAGGCUUUGGAUGAAAUGAACGGAAAAGAACUGGAGGGAGAGCCAAUCGAAAUCGUCUUUGCCAAACCGCCGGAUCAGAAAAGGAAAGAGCGCAAAGCCCAGAGGCAGGCAGCCAAAACGCAAAUGUAUGAUGAUUACUACUAUUACCCUCCCACUCCCCACGCGCCCCCCACAAGAGGGCGGGGCCGAGGAGGCAACCGGGGUGGAUACGGCUACCCCUCCGACUACUACAGCUACGAGGACUACUAUGACUACUACGGCUACGAUUACCACAACUACCGCGGCGGCUACGAAGACCCCUAUUACGGCUACGAAGACUUCCAGUCCCCGAGCCGAGGGCGCGGCGGCGGCAGCAGGGGCGCCCGGGGCGGGACCUCACCGGCUCGAGGCCGUGGCAGCACCGGUGCGCCGAGGGGCAGGCCCGGCUUCCCGCCGCACGGAGGGCCCGGACCGAGCCGCGGAGGGCGGGGAGCGAGAGGAGGCGUGCAACCCAGAGGGCGAGGAGGGGUACGUGGUGCUCGGGGUGGCCGCGGUGGAAAUGUAGGAGGAAAGCGCAAAGCUGAUGGGUACAACCAGCCAGAUUCCAAGCGUCGCCAGACCAAUAAUCAGAACUGGGGCUCUCAACCCAUUGCUCAGCAGCCGCUCCAAGGUGGUGAUCAUGCUGGUAACUAUUCUGGUUACAAAUCUGACAACCAGGAGUUUUAUCAGGAUUCUUUUGGGCAACAGUGGAAGUAAAGCAGUAGAGCUUUCUUUCAUAAAAGGAAAGAAUUGAUCAUUUUUGCCUCUUUUUUGUUUUUAUUUAGAGACUUGAUCUGAUUGGCCCUCGAUUCCAUUUUGUUGCCAGCUUUAUUUUUGUGUUUUUGUUUUGUUUUUCUCUCAAAAAUUCGUGACAUCUGGCAGGAUUUUCUUAUGUACAUAUUUUAUCAAUUCGCUUGGACUCGAUCGAGUCUCACCUGCUUCCGGCGAACUGCAUUUUUCCCAUUUGUUGGUUCUGUUUUUUUAAUGGUGGUCGUAAAAAAAAAGAAAAAAAAAUCAAACUUUUUCCAACAUUUUUAGAUGCGAAAUGUGCUGAAGCUGUCUAUUUGGCUAUAGCUUAUGUAUGUUUUAUAGAAAUUCUGAUUUUAAUGUUUUAACUAGUUUAAAAAAAGAAAAAAGCUACCAAGCUUCUGUCUCCUAAACAUGUAUUUAAUAAGAGUGAAAUUACAAUUUGUAUUGUAAAAGUAAUGCGUGUCUUGUUAUUGAAAAGAAAAAAAAAAGGACAACCGUAGUCCUCAUUUUUUGGCUUUACAUUUUGGCUUGUAUUCUUUGCUGUUUGUCUGCUUUAAUAAACAUACACGCACACGUGUACAAAAACUUCAAA
Molecule: messenger RNA, 2765 nt
Organism: Oryzias melastigma (Indian medaka)
Lineage: Eukaryota; Metazoa; Chordata; Actinopteri; Beloniformes; Adrianichthyidae
Product: synaptotagmin binding, cytoplasmic RNA interacting protein
Exons: 10
Coding region: 236-2140 (634 amino acids)
Biological process (GO): CRD-mediated mRNA stabilization
Cellular component (GO): nucleus; CRD-mediated mRNA stability complex; ribonucleoprotein complex
Molecular function (GO): mRNA 5'-UTR binding
Source: RefSeq, a predicted model, not a curated record